Molecule: messenger RNA, 5885 nt
Organism: Tachysurus vachellii
Lineage: Eukaryota; Metazoa; Chordata; Actinopteri; Siluriformes; Bagridae
Gene: mgat5
Product: alpha-1,6-mannosylglycoprotein 6-beta-N-acetylglucosaminyltransferase
Exons: 17
Coding region: 326-2557 (743 amino acids)
Biological process (GO): protein N-linked glycosylation
Cellular component (GO): Golgi apparatus
Molecular function (GO): alpha-1,6-mannosylglycoprotein 6-beta-N-acetylglucosaminyltransferase activity
Source: RefSeq, a predicted model, not a curated record
UUGACACGCUCCCUUUACUUCCCUGUGAUGUUGAACGUUGAACGAGAGACGCACGAGCGCUAGCAGUCCGGGCUGAUCACAGGAGGUCUCGCGACCAAAGGCGUUGAAUCAUAGUGGAUUAAUCUCUAAACAAGGGCAGAAAGAGUCUCCAUCAGUAUGGAUCAUUCAGUGCAGAUGCAUCUCUCUCUUGAUUGACAAGCAAGAGGGAAGGGCCAUCCCCAGGAAGAGUCUCAUUAGGUAGAGAAGAUCCAACCCUCAAAUCCCACAAGUCUCGACCAUGAAACUCGACCCAUCCUGAACUCUGCCUAUACGCAAACACCCAAACAUGGCCUCCAUAUACUUAUGGAAGCUGUCAUCCCAGAAGCUAGGCUUCUUCCUGGUGAGUUUUGGCUUUAUCUGGGGUAUGAUGCUACUGCACUUCACCAUCCAGCAAAGGACGACGCACGAGAGCAGUGCCCAGUUACGCGUGCAGAUCCUCGACCUGAGCAAGCGCUACAUCAAAGCUCUGGCCGAAGAGAAUCAGGGCAUGAUGGAUGGACCUUACGUGGGGACCAUGACUGCAUACGAUUUGAAGAAGACUCUCGCUGUGCUGCUGGACAACAUCAUGCUGAGAUUGUCCAAGCUUGAGUCCAAAGUGGACACCAUCGUUGUCGUCAAUGGCUCGGCCUCUAACCAGACCAACAGCACGGUGGCUCCUGCCCCCAACUCCGCCAAUGGCGAGAAGGUCAAUGUGGCAGACCUGCUCAGUGGAGCACAGGAGAAGUGUGAGCUGCCACCUCUUGAUGGCUUUCCACACUGUGAAAGCAAGAUAAAGUGGAUGAAGGACAUGUGGCGCUCAGAUUCGUGCUAUGCAAAUUAUGGCGUGGAUGGAUCCACAUGCAGCUUCUUCAUCUACCUGAGCGAGGUAGAGAACUGGUGUCCUCGUCUGCUAUGGAGGGGCAGCAAUGCUAAUGACGAUUUUGACAAACAGGGACAGCUGGAGAUCCGAACAAGUCUGGACGAGCUGUAUCGUGUGAUGUCACGGCGUGAGGAGUUCCGAUGGAUGAUGUUGAGGAUAAAGCGGAUGGAGGAGUGGUGGCUCGGCGCCGUGCACUCGCUCAGCCUCAAACAAGACCUGCGCAACCGCAAACGAAAGAAGAUCCUUGUGCACCUGGGUCUGCUGACGAAGGAGUCUGGCUUCAAGAUAGCUGAGAAUGCGUUCAGCGGGGGUCCACUGGGAGAGCUGGUGCAGUGGAGUGACCUCAUCACCACUUUAUACCUACUGGGCCACGACAUCCGUAUCUCAGCCUCCAUCGCUGAGCUUAAAGAGAUCAUGAGGAAGGUGAUGGGAAACAAGUCCAGCUGUCCGACACAGGGAGACAAAGUGGUGGAGCUCAUCUACAUCGACAUUGUGGGCCUGUCUCAAUUUAAGAAGACACUCGGGCCCUCGUGGGUGCAUUACCAGUGCAUGCUGCGUGUAUUGGACUCGUUCGGGACGGAGCCGGAGUUUAACCACGCUCACUACGCUCAGUCUAAAGGCCACAAGACUCCGUGGGGCAAGUGGAACCUUAACCCUCAGCAGUUCAACACCAUGUUCCCACACACUCCUGAUAACAGUUUCCUGGGCUUCGUGGUGGAACAGCACCUGAACGCCAGCGACAUCAAACACAUCGAUGACGUCAAGCGGCAGAACCAGUCGCUCGUCUACGGGAAAGUUGAUAACUUCUGGAAGGAUAAAAAGAAGUACUUGGAUAUCAUCCACUCGUACAUGGAAGUACACGCGACUGUACACGGCAGCAGCACUGUCCAUUUGCCCAGCUAUGUCAAAAACCACGGCAUCCUGAGCGGACGUGACCUACAGUUCCUGCUUCGCGAGACCAAACUGUUUGUAGGUUUGUCCUUCCCCUAUGAAGGCCCCGCCCCCCUGGAGGCUAUAGCCAAUGGCUGCGCCUUCCUCAACCCCAAGUUUAAUCCACCCAAGAGCAGCAAGAACACGGAUUUCUUCAAGGGCAAGCCCACUCUGAGAGAGCUGACUUCACAGCACCCGUAUGCUGAGGUGUACAUCGGCCAGCCUCAUGUUUGGACUGUAGAUAUAGAGAAUCCUGGAGAGGUGGACAGAGCAAUCAGAGCCAUCCUCAGUCAGAAGAUCGAGCCCUACCUGCCGUAUGAGUUCACAUGUGAGGGGAUGCUGCAGAGAGUCAACUCCUUCAUCGAGAACCAGGAUUUCUGUCACGGUCAGGUGAUGUGGCCUCCUCUCAGCGCUCUACAGGUCAAAAUGGCUCCAGCAGGCAAAUCUUGCAAGCAGGUUUGUCAGGAGGAGCAGCUGAUCUGCGAACCAUCCUUCUUCCAACACCUGAACAAGGACAAGGACCUGGCCAGGUUUGGUGUCGAGUGCAGGACUGUGGAGAGUGUCGGGGACAUCGUGGUCCCGGCGUUCGGGGAGUCGUCACGUCACUGUGUGCUGCAGGCCGAUCUGCUGCUGUUCAGCUGUGCAGGAGCUCAUCCUUCACUCCAGCGCAUCUGCCCCUGCAGGGACUACAUGAAGGGCCAGGUGGCACUGUGCAAGGACUGCUUAUAACACACACACACACACAUGCACGCACACACACAUUCCAGUGUUUCCCCUUUAGCCCUGGGUCGGGGGGGUCCCCAUCAUUUAGGUGUCAGACAAGGUUUUCAUAUAGAACUGGUUCAAUUUCUACUGCCUCUGUACAUUAACUAGCUACCAACAUUUUUAACAGAUAAUUGCUGUCCAUCUUUAGCAAGCCAAACUACAAAAUAUUUAUUUACCACGCAGAUUGCGGAAAAAGUGGAAAUAUCCUUUAGGAAAACAUCAGCAAGAGAAAAAGGUCUUCAUUGGGGCUCGCUUAGUAAAGCUUGUUAUGAGCAUCUGCUGUCGUCGCUCUUAGGCUCGUUUUUGUUUUGGUUUCGCUGAGAGAUUGUGAGAGAAAUAACAGCAGACCUGGAGAAGAUUCAGUGUGUAAUUACAGUAAUUACAAAUAGCCUCGAAUUACUGAAUCACAAUCAUUACCAAUUACUAAUAACUACUGAUUCCCAAUUAUUUCAAAUGCCUGCUAAUGAUCAACUCCUAAUAAUCACAAAUUGGUAAUUAUUGACAAUUCCCAUUAAUAAUUACCAAUAAUUACUAAUUCCCAGUAAAAACUACCUGUGUUAAUUACCAAUCUCCACUAAUAGCCAAUAAUUGUAGAUUUCCAAUAAUGAUAGUUUCCCACCAAUUUUCCCUGGAGGUCCAGUGGCAGGAUCCUGCGCUCUCUUCGCCACAGCCCGGGUUCGAUUUCACAACCCAGCCACCGAGGGCUUAACUCUCAGUGCCGGUCCCAAGCAUAAAUACAUUUUCAUCACACAGAGGGCUGCAUGAGGAUGUGGUGAAACCUUCCGAAGUGAAACCUGUGCCAAAUUAAAUGAAUUAAUUUCAAAUAGAAUGCUGUGGCAACAUCGGACAGGAAGCAGCGAAGGACUACUAUGACGACAUCAACUGCCCAUCAAUUUCCAAUAACGAUCGAUUCCCGAUCGAUCUCAAAUACUCGUUAAUCUGAAACGUGCAGUGAGAAUUCAAGAACUGCCUCCAACUCCAACCAGUUCAGCGCUCCAGCUAAUUCCUGAGUAAACUUCUAACUGCUUCUAGUUUAAAUCUGUCCUGAACCUUGACGUUUACGUUUGUUAAAGCUUUCUGCUGGAACUUCUUUAGGUCUGAUCUGUUGUGUUGGCUUAGCUUUGGUUACAAAAAAAACCAAUAUGAGGGGAAACACUGCACACAUGCACACAUUGCUUGUGAUUAAAGGAAAUGAAAGAAUUAAAGGGACAAAUACAAAAGAAAGGCCAGACUGAACAAGUGAUGAACUGUUCUCCAGGACGGCCUGAUAUACUUGAAGGAGGCACGCAGGUUCACUGGAACUCGUCACUGCCCCACGUGUGUGUAUGUGUGUGUGUCACAGGAGACACUCCAGUGCUGCGCUCUUUAGAUUUUAUUCUAUUUUAUUGAAUCUUCUCCGUCCUUCUUGUAUCUUCUGGAAAUCACGGGACCAACGAGCCCAGGAAGGUACUUGAUUAAUGCACCAGGAAGAAGAAAAAAAAAAAAGGUUGGCGUCCCUGCGUGUGGAGGAUUUUCUAUUCAGACUGCACUGCAUUUUAAUGUAUAUAGAAAUUUUAAACUAGAAAUCGAUGUGUUGCAGCGCACCCACAAUGACACACACACGCACAUAGAAACACAUACUUUCUUUUUCUGUUUUGUGACCUGCUUUCAGCAAACAACACGAAGACGUUCUGAUCCUCUGUGACGUGAUUUAACUCUGCAAGCAGCUUCACUCUCCUCAACCCACCUUGGUUAGCCCUCCAAAAUUUUUAAGACCGUAUUGAAAUCACUCGGGAACAAACCCGGACGUGACGUUCGUAUUAACGCGGCUCAUCUCCAAACUCGUGUACAUACCAUAUUCUCAAAAAAAAUUCUCCGCAGUUCAAAUUUACAAAAUCUUGUGACUUUUUUUUUUUUUUUGUCUCUUCUUCUCCUGGGGUUUAUGGGUUGAAGUUCCUUUCACGUUUUUGUUCUCCUAAAACAAAUCUCAAUCGAGCAUCAGAUAUUUUCCUUCUUUUCCCUGAUUAAAAGUGCACCACACCACGCUUACAUACUGAAAAUCAUGUGACACUGUACUAUUGUUUAUAAGGAUUUUUUUUUUAUUUAUUUUGUAUACAAAUGCUGAUUUUUUUUUUUUUCUUAAUUUAUAUAGAGUAGGUUUAUAUGUUUUUGUGUUUUGUUUGUUUCUUUGCUUAACAGAAGGAAAUAUUAUUUAUGCUAAAUUAAAAGUGUGUUAAAAGAGUGCGCGUGCUUGUCCAAGACAGACCGAACAGACAUAUGACGUCAAGGACAAAAUGAAGACAGCACAAUCGGUGAGAUUGUCUUCUUUAUCCUUUAUUUUAAUUUUACUACUGUUAUUAUAAUUAUUCAUAUUAAUUAUUAUGACUCACAAUACACUGGAAUGAUCUGAAAUCAUUAUUUAUGUUUUUUUCGCAUCCCUUAAAUGAUGCUGAGGAAAAGCAUCCCUUUAUUUUAAGACUACUGAUGAUAAGAAUGAUUUAUAUUGAUUUAUUUUUUUUUUUUUAAAAGUACACUUUCCAAAUAUGGUAUCAUUUCCCCGCCCCUCAGUGUCUCUGUUGUGGACAAGCAGUGCACCUUGAGUACAGAUUGUGUUUUGUUUUUUGUUUUUUUUUAAGUUCUUAUGUGUCACAUUUGCACAUUUGUAUAUAUUUAUGGACGGGUUUCUUCGCUUGUUUUCUAACUUAUUCCACGCUUUUGUUUUUUUUUUUCCUCCCCUCACUGAGAUCUCAGUUUGUAUAUAAUCGUGAAGACCGUUUUUAUUUUCUGUUCUUCCGUGCCUUUUCCGAGUGUAGACGUGUAGAUGCGUAGAAUGACAAAAAUAACACAAACAGAACCGUUUUCAUACAAAAAAAAACUGGAUUUUUUGCCAAAAAAAAGUGGAGAUGCUUAGAAAUGUAAAGUUCGUCUUUGUUUACAGUCGAUGAAGCGUUUAAAAGUUGCACAUUUGAUGAACAGGCUAGUUAUUCAUUGCAACUUAAUUCAUUAAAGAGAUUAGAGACUUUAGUCGCAGUAAUUACGCAAAGUAUUGAUGCAAAUGCAAGAUUCUGUUUACUGCUUUCUUUCUUUUUUUUUUUAAUAUAUUUUCUUGUUUUGUUUUGUUUGUUCUCCCUCCACAUUUGUGGGUCAACCUUUACAUCAGUUCAUCUGCUUUGUGUGUUUCAUGACAGUGAUAGAAGAUUAGGGGACAUAAGUUUUUAAAAAAGAAAAAGUCUUUUUUUUUUUUGAUCAAUACGCUGGAUAUAUCUUUAUUUUUCAAUAAACUCUUUCUGUGACAACAGAAAUUUCAAUAUAA